Hemibagrus wyckioides is the source of this 4146-nucleotide messenger RNA. Its product is annotated as serine/threonine-protein phosphatase 4 regulatory subunit 3-like. The record is from RefSeq and is a predicted model, not a curated record. Gene Ontology annotation, cellular component: protein phosphatase 4 complex; nucleoplasm. Gene Ontology annotation, biological process: protein dephosphorylation; DNA damage response. Lineage: Eukaryota; Metazoa; Chordata; Actinopteri; Siluriformes; Bagridae. The transcript is spliced from 16 exons. Gene Ontology annotation, molecular function: protein phosphatase activator activity. The coding region runs from base 287 to 2713 and encodes 808 amino acids.
AUUGGGACACAGACAUAACUACGGGUUUACAAGAUGGCGGUCGUUGUGUUGGAGCGAUAAUAGCGAAAAACGACACUCGGCUAGGUUUUGUGUUUUAAGAAAGCGUACACACAUUUAUAGUGUGUUUAGCGCUUGAGAGUUUUCCCCCCUUCGCCUGGUAGGCUUUAGCAGUUAGCCAGUAAAAACAUGUGGUUAUUAAGUGUGAAGUGUGAAAGUAGGGGUUGAGGAAAAAGAGACACAUUUACGGGGGGAGGAUUUCGGGGGCUCGUGAUUAAGAAAAUAAAGCAUGUCGGAUACGAGGCGGCGUGUGAAAGUCUACACGCUGAAUGAGGAGCGACAAUGGGACGACCAGGGAACCGGACACGUUUCAUCCGCCUAUGUGGAUCGGUUGAACGGUAUAGCGCUGCUGGUGCGGGCCGAGGCGGACGGCUCGCUCUUGCUGGAGUCCAAAAUCAACCCGAACACGGCGUAUCAGAAACAGCAGGACACGCUCAUCGUUUGGUCCGAGGCGGAGAAUUACGACCUGGCUCUGAGUUUCCAGGAGAAGGCAGGCUGCGAUGAGAUCUGGGAGAAGAUCUGUCAGGUUCAGGGCAAAGAUCCGUCCGUGGAGAUCACCCAGGAUCCCAUCGACGAGUCCGAGGAGGAGCGCUUCGAGGAGAUCCCCGAGACGAGCCACGCGGUGAAGCUUCCCGCCUGCGAGCUCCCGCGCCUGGAGGAGAUCGCGGACCUGGUGACCUCGGUCCUGUCCUCCCCGAUCCGCAGGGAGAAGCUGGCGCUGGCGCUGGUGAGCGACGGCUACAUGCAGAGGCUACUGCAGCUCUUCAGGACGUGCGAAGAGCUGGGAGAGCACGAAGGUCUGCGCCACCUCUACGAGAUCGUACGCGGUGCGCUCUUCCUCAACAAAGCGGCGCUGUUCGAGGUCAUGUUCUCGGAUGAGUGCAUCAUGGACGUGGUGGGCUGCCUGGAGUACGACCCGGCGUUUGUCCAGCCCAGGAGGCAUCGCGACUUCCUCACCAACACGGCACGCUUCAAGGAGGUGAUCCCCAUCACAGACUCGGAGCUCAGGCAGAAGAUCCACCAGACCUACCGCGUGCAGUACAUCCAGGACAUCAUCCUGCCCACACCCUCCGUCUUCGAGGAGAACUUCCUCUCCACGCUCACCUCCUUCAUCUUCUUCAACAAGGUGGAGAUCGUCAGCAUGCUGCAGGAGGACGAGAAAUUCCUGACCGAAGUUUUUGCCCAGCUCACAGAUGAAGCCACGGAAGACGGGAAAAGGAGAGAGCUGGUAAACUUCUUCAAAGAGUUCUGCGCUUUCUCACAAACGCUUCAACCGCAAAACAGAGACGCCUUUUUCAAGACUCUGGCGAAUCUAGGUAUUUUACCUGCUCUGGAAAUCAUCAUGGGGAUGGACGACCUGCAGGUGAGAGCCGCAGCCACGGAUAUCUUCUCUUACCUGGUGGAGUUCAGUCCAUCCAUGGUGCGAGAAUUUGUGAUGCAGGAGCCGCAACAGGCAGAAGACGACGAUGUUCUGCUGAUAAACCUGGUGAUAAAGCAGAUGAUCUGCGACUCGGAUCCCGAGCUGGGCGGAGCCGUGCAGCUCAUGGGGCUCCUCCGUACCCUCAUCGACCCCGAGAACAUGCUCGCUCCCACUAACAAAACGGAGAAGACGGAGUUCCUCAGCUUUUUCUAUAAGUACUGCAUGCACGUCCUGACCGCUCCGCUGCUGGCCAACACGGCAGAGGAGAGGAAAGAUUUACCAGAAGGAUCUACGAAAGUGAAGCCAGUUUGUCCAGAUAAUUUCCAGACGGCUCAGCUUCUCGCUCUGAUCCUGGAGCUGCUAACGUUCUGCGUGGAGCACCACACGUACCACAUAAAGAACUACAUCAUGAAUAAGGACCUGCUGCGGAGAGUGCUGGUGCUCAUGAACUCCAAACACACCUUCCUCGCCCUCUGUGCCUUGCGUUUCAUGAGGAGAAUCAUAGGACUAAAGGAUGAGUAUUAUAACCGCUACAUCAUUAAAGGGAACCUGUUUGAACCGGUCAUCAACGCUUUGCUGGACAACGGGACGAGAUAUAACCUCCUCAACUCGGCCAUCAUCGAACUCUUUGAAUUCAUUAAAGUGGAGGACAUAAAGUCACUCAUCGCUCACAUCGUGGACAAUUUCUACAAAGCACUUGAGUCCAUUGAAUACGUUCAGACGUUCAAAGGCCUGAAGGGUCGCUACGAGCAGGAGAAGAACAGGCAGAACCGAGGGCUCAGCAGGUAUCGCCGCGACGCCCGCUCCGUCGAUGACGACGAAGAAAUUUGGUUCAACGAAGAAGAGGACGAAGACGAGCCGGACGCAGGGGUGGAGAAGAGAGUCGAGGAGGACUUUCCGGAAAGUUACGGAAAGUUCAUGGGGGCCAAAAAAGUUAAAGAAAGCGAGGACAAAGAGAACCUCCCGAAGAGGACGCAGACCGGCAGCUUUAAGUUCACCUUCUCGCAUUCUGCAGCCGCCGCCAACGGAAACAACGAGAAACCGGCGCCGUCCGUGUCCCCCGGCAGUCCAAACGGGUCCUCGGGCAAAGGAGCGACUGUGGCGUCUACACCUGUGGUCAAGGCUGGACUGGUCGGUCUGGUGGACUACCCCGACGACGAAGACGAGGAAGGCGAAGACGAAGACGACGAAGAGGAUGAUCUGGCUCCACGAAAGCGGCCCCGUCUGGGCUCGUAAAAAAGAGAAAAGAGAAUACAAAACCCCACGUCCACCAUCCCACGGUGCCGAAGAGUCCCGGAUUUAGGAGAGCUAGAGGAUUAGCACACGACCCGAACUCUCCUGCAUCAGCGCAUCCAUCAGACACGAGCACCAGAGCAGCCGAGCCACGCCACGGUCACGCGAUUCCUCUCCGUUUUCUUUCCUUUAUCUGGUGAUCCGUGGGACGAGCCGAGCUGCACCAGCAGCAACGACAAACUUCAUCACAGCUGGAGCUUUUCUUUUUCUUCCUCUUCUUCUUCUUCACCAGAGAGCCGUUCAGCCUAGCAGGACUAGCUACUUAGAAAUAGAAGACUGAUCGGCUGAGUCUAUUGAUCCGGUCGGGUCGAGAUUGAUUGAUUGAUUAAUUGUGGGGUGGGAGGGAUAAUGGGGCAAGACCAAAAUAAAAAAAAAAAAUGAAGCUGAAAAAGGGGUGUGACGAGCAGGACUGGGAUGUUGUCUGUGUCCUUGAUUUGAAUCUGGAACCUUCAUGAAUUGAUCAUCAGUAGCUGUACAGCAGUACCUUAUUACCCCCCCCCUUCACUUUUUAAUUGUUUACUUCUUCAGUGGUGUUUUUUGUUUUUAUUUUAAGAUUAAAAUGCCAGUGUACAUUGCCCCCCCCCCUUUUUGGCACACAUUAAUGUGGGUGCGAUCGUCCCCCCCCCUCUUUUUUUUUAAUCACGUUUGUUUUAUUCGUUGGAGAAAACUUCAGUUGAAGAAGUUGUGAUGCUGAUUUUAAUAACGUAUAUUAAACAUGUAUUAAAACUGCAGUAAAGUCAUUUUGCAGAUGAACGGAUCAUGUCCGAGCGUCUCUGUCUCGCGUCCGUCCGUCCGUUCGGUCAUCUUCUCGGAGACUUCUCGGAGGAGCGCGGGCUCGGCUCCUUCGCCAGGGUGUGGAUUUGUGAUCGGGUGCAGCGUAUCACCAGCACGCAGUGUUUUAACCUUUUUUCUUCUUCUUCUUCUUCUUCUUUAAAACAAUCCAUAUAAGGCAGUUCCUGUAGAAAACUAGCCUGUCCAGGACCAGGAACACAAAAGUGUAGAACAUUCACGGCUGAGUAUCCAAACCUUCUCUCCAUGGAUUUUUCUUCAUCACCGUAACCUUCACCAAAAAUCAUUUCAUUUUGGAUUAAAAACAAUUUUAAUCAAUAUUUUUCUUACGUACCUUAGAGGUGCGCUUUCUAAAGUGUUUUUAAUCCUCUUUAAUGAUCAUACAAGGACGCACACCUGUUAAGAUUAUUUCAGGCCCAGAAAUAAACUCCUACCAGCCCAGCCCCUGAAUCAGAGAUGGAGAAAAGUGUCUUCUUCGUUUAUUAUUUUUUAUUUUUGUUGUUGUUUUGUGAUUGAAUUCACUUUUCAUGUAGCAGAGGGACUACGUUAGGCGUAAAUGAGACUUGUGUAUAAACUUAAACGAUCUG